Helianthus annuus (common sunflower) is the source of this 4881-nucleotide messenger RNA. RefSeq lists its product as uncharacterized. The coding region runs from base 1 to 4881 and encodes 1626 amino acids. The transcript has 4 exons. NCBI's taxonomy places the organism in Eukaryota, Viridiplantae, Streptophyta, Magnoliopsida, Asterales, Asteraceae. The record is from RefSeq and is a predicted model, not a curated record.
AUGGAUGGUCGUCAUAAAUCUGGUGACACUGCCGCUAGUGUCAUGCAUGAUCGGGGUAAGCCGCCUAACUUGCCUAAGGAUAUUUCCGAUAAAUCGUUGAACUUAGAUGGAGCUGAUUACUUGAAUGAGUCUGUGGUGGAGGAGAUGUCUACACCUGGUACAGCACCAAUUCGUGGGAUCGGAUUACGUGUAACUAAUAUUGAAGGUAACCCGCUGCUUCCGAGAAGAGGUAUGUAUUCUACGACGAAUACUUCGAUAUUGGAUGGUUUAAUGAGUAUUUCAACACCGGUGGACAACUUGUUCGCUGCUGGAGAGUCGACGUCGAUGGCUAAUAAGGGUGAUAAGGCUGGUAAGGGGAUAGAGUCUAUGCAGGGUUCGGGUUCUAAUCAGAAUGGUGGGGAAAAGGGUGCGAAUAUGAUGUCUUAUGCUGAUUCGGUUUUGGCGUCCAAGUCAAGGAAAAUUAAUUUUAGAAAUCUAGCCAGCCCAGUUAUGCAUGAGGGAUGUGACGUUGUUCUUCCUCGGGAAUCUGUUCGUGCAGUGCAGCAUAAGUUAGCUAACACUUUAUAUGGUUAUUUCUUGGGUGACCGAGUGGCGUUCCCGGUUGUGGAGUAUUUUGUUCGUAAUAACUGGAAGAAAUUUGGGUUACAAAAAACCAUGAUGAAUGCGAAUGGCUUUUUCUUUUUUCAGUUCUCCAACGAAACUGGCAUGUUGGAUGCGUUGAAAGGAGGCCCGUGGAUCAUCCGGUCUCAAUCGUUGUUUCUUUGUGAAUGGAGUUCGACUGUUAAGUUGGAGAAAAAGGAGGUUAAAAAUGUUCAGGUAUGGGUUAAAAUUCAUGACAUCCCAAUUGCGGCGUAUACAGAAGAUGGGCUGAGUAUGAUUGCCACAACAAUUGGUGAACCGAAACUUCUGGAUUCGUAUACUACUUCCAUGUGUAUGGACAUGUGGGGCCGAAGUAGUUAUGCUAGAGCUUUAAUCGAGGUGUCUGCUGAUAAUGAGUUACGAGAGGAAAUCACUUUGGCCAUUCCUGAACUCGAGGGGGAGGGUGUUCUAAAUGCUGUGUUUUUGGCCACUCGAUUGAAAAUUGUCCUCAAACCCCUAAAAAACCUGCCAAUGUUAAGAAGCCUACUAAUGUUAAGAGGGGGGGGGGGGCAGAACGAUAAGGGUCAAGUGCAUGAGAAUCGCUAUGCUAAGAAGUAUCCGGUUGUUGAUGAAGAUGGGUAUCAAGGGGUUCCAACUAGGAAAGUUGCUCGCAAACAGGGUUUCCAAGUUAAUAAACAAAAACAGAAAUUUGAAUAUAGACCGGUGACUGCAAAACCGAAUGGGGAGGUGAAAAAGGAUACUUAUUCGAGAGCUACGGAUGUAAGGUCGAGUAAUCCGUUUGAUGUUCUUAACGAAGUGGAAGAUGUUGCAGGAACUAGUGGCACAAAGCCGGGGGUAAACAAUGAUGAGUCCGAUGAAGAUGAGGUGAUUGAGAAUGAUGCUGAUAUGGACGGGUUUUUAAAGGAGGAAUCUCAUGUGGAUGUGGGUAAUUUGGGUAAGGUGUGCAAGUCAGUUUUUCGUUCGUGGGAGUGGACUUCUAACGGUGGUUGUUGUGACAAAGGCACGAGAAUUAUUAUUGGAUGGAACCCGGAUGUUUUUGAUGUCAUGAUUUUGUCUCAAUCUCCUCAGGUUAUGCAUCUUCAGCUUGUGUUUAAAUUGGAUAAAAGAAUGAUUUUUUGUUCUAUUAUCUAUGCUGCUAAUUAUUAUGUUGCCCGUAGAGAGUUGUGGCAUAAUCUCUCAGUGCAUAAAGCCUUUGUCAAUGAUAAACCUUGGUGCAUUAUGGGUGAUUUCAACUCGGCUCUUAACAUUGAAGACAACUCUAUGGGAACGUCAUCGAUUUCUAUUGGUAUGAGAGAUUUUCAGGAAUGUGUGGAUAAUAUUGAGGUUGUUGAUAUCAACCGAAUGGGGAUCCAUUUUACAUGGACUCAAAAACCAAAGAAUGGGGUAGGUUUACUAAAGAAGCUUGAUCGAGUGAUGGGUAAUACAGCGUUUAUAGCGGAUUUCCCUAAUUCAGUUGCCAUGUUUAAGCCGUAUAGGUUAUCGGAUCACUGCCCGUGCAUUCUAUCCUUCCCGGAUGCUGGUAUGUUGAAGCCUAGGUCGUUCAAGUUUGCUAAUUUUCUGGUUUUUAAACCUGAGUUUUCAGAUAUUGUUAAAGAUAAAUGGGAGACGUCUGUGAAUGGUGUACAUCAAUUUAGGGUGGUAAAAAAACCCCGGCUUCUGAAAAACCCGUUGCGCUCCUUGCUUUUCAAGCAAGGCAAUCUGCAUAAAAAAGUUGAAAAGCUGCGUGUGGAGCUGGAUUCUAUUCAGCUUCUUAUUGAUCGGGAUCCAACGAAUGCGGAGUUACGAGUCUCUGAGAGUUCGAUCAGUAGUCAGCUUCAAGAGGCUUCGUUAGAUGAGGAACGAUUUCUGAAACAAAAGUCAAAAGUUGAUUGGUUGAGUGCGGGGGAUAUGAACUCGACAUUUUUUCAUUCAUCGCUGAAGGUUAGAAAUCAUGUUAGUCGGAUUGAGGGGAUCAAAGAUGCGGCUGGCAAUCUGUUUGAAGGAGAGAACGUUUUUCAACCAUUUGUUCAGCACUACGAGAAAUUUUUUGGAUCUCAAGGCGAUAUUUCUCUUACUCCGGCUCCGGAUUUAUUCUCCAAAGUCCUUGAUCCUCAGGUUGCUAUUCAUAUGAUUCGACAAGUUACGGCGGAAGAGGUGAAAAAGGCCAUAUUUUCUAUUGGUAUCGAUAAAGCGCCUGGUCCUGAUGGGUAUACAGCAGCAUUUUUUAAAAGUGCCUGGCCUAUUGUUGGAAACCUUCUUCGGGAAUUGAAUCACACGAAUAUUGUGCUCAUUCCGAAAAUUCCUACUCCGUCAGCUGUUACUGACUACCGUCCAAUUGCGUGCUGUAAUGUGUUAUACAAAUGUAUCAGUAAAAUUGUGGCGGACAGAAUAAAAGUUGCUCUAAAUGACAUCGUUAGCAUUAAUCAAUCAGCAUUUGUGCCAGGACGAAGAAUAUCGGAUAAUAUUAUGCUGACUCAAGAAUUAAUGCAUAAUUACCAUAGACAUUCGGGCCCUCCAAGGUGUGCUUUUAAGGUUGACAUCCAGAAAGCUUAUGACACGGUUGACUGGGGUUUUCUAAAAAAUGCUUUGCUUGGUUUUGGGUUUCAUCGGAAGAUGGUUGAUUGGAUAAUGGUGUGUGUCUCGACGGUCUCUUUUUCUAUAUGUGUCAAUGGGACAGUUCAUGGCUUCUUUAAGGGCAAACGAGGGCUACGGCAAGGGGACCCAAUUUCUCCUUACCUCUUCACUUUGGUUAUGGAGGUUCUAACUUCCAUUCUGCAUCAUGCUGUUCGUAUCGAUUCUUCUUUUAGAUUUCAUAAUAAAUGCGAAAAACAGCAGAUUAUCAAUCUUUGUUUUGCCGAUGAUUUGUUUCUGUUUGCUAGAGGUGAAGUCAACUCGGCUCGGUGUAUUAUGACAUCCCUCGCGAAGUUCACUAAGAUGUCGGGGCUAGUGCCUAGUAAUCAAAAAAGCACCAUUUUCUUUUGUAAUGUUACCAACCAUGUAAAAGAUUCUAUUCUGGAGCUCAUGCCUUUUGUGGAAGGAAAACUGCCGGUCAGAUAUUUAGGGGUCCCCUUGAUCUCUUCUAGGCUUGGUUAUAAUGAUUGUCGAGUGCUUGUGGAAAGAUUAGAGAAACGUAUAACACAUUGGAGGAACAAAUUACUCUCUUUUGCGGGUCGGCUUCAGCUUAUUGUUUCGGUUCUAUCUUCCAUGCACAUCUAUUGGUCUUCUGUGUUUAUGUUACCGGCUAGGAUCAUUAAUGAGCUUGAAGCUUGUAUGCGUAACUUCUUAUGGUCCCAAGAGAGCUCGUAUUCUAAAGGCAAAGCUAAGGUUUCUUGGAAGGCUGUUUGCACGCCAAAAUAUGAAGGAGGUUUGGGCAUUAGACGCAUUGGGGAUAUGAACAAGGCUCUUAUGUCUAAUCACAUUUGGAGCAUUAUUUCGAAACGGGAGUCUCUAUGGGUUGAAUGGGUGUAUAGCUACCGUCUUAAAGGCAAAAGUUUCUGGGUGUGUAAAACCCCUUCAAAUUGCUGUUGGUCUUGGAGAAAAUUGGCUCAGCUGAGGCCGCUCAUCAGAAAUCAUAUAUGGUCGGAGGUGGGAAAUGGUAUUAAAACUUCUGCUUGGUUCGACUAUUGGUGUGAUAUAGGUCCGCUCGGUAACUUUAUUUCGCCGAGAAACAUUUCGGAUGCUGAUUUCAUGAUGGACGAUACUGUGGCUAACAUUUAUUCGAAUGGUUCUUGGUCUUGGCCUAUGGCAUGGAGAGGUUUAUUUCCGGUUCUUAUCCAAUUGGAUCAACUUCAUUUGGAUCCGUCAAAACCUGAUAGAUUGCUAUGGAGAGAUGGCACCGAUAAAUCUGAGUUUUCUUCUUCGGGUGUUUGGCAUUCAAUUCGGCACAAAGAUCCAGAAGUUAAUUGGUGCAACAUUGUUUGGUUCUCGCAAUGUAUUCCCAGGCAUGCGUUUAUGAUGUGGUUGGUAAUGAAAGGUAAACUCUUGACACAAGAUAAAAUCUUAAAUUGGGAGUUGUCGCGGAGGAAGAAUAUGAAUAUGAUGUGCUGCCUGUUAUGCUACAAAAAUUUUGACUCUCAUGCACAUUUAUUCUUUGAAUGCGAGUUCUCGUCUCAAGUGUGGCUGAUUAUUCGAAACAAGGCGGGUAUGGUUACGGUCAGACCGAUAUGGGCUGAUAUUGUUGAUUGGUUGCUGGCUCGAGCUCGGUCUAAAGCGGCUGGGUUUUUUGUUGCGAAAAUUAUGGUGGCUGCUGCCUUAUAUUUCGUUUGCAAGAAAGAAAUGCUAGACUUUUCAAAAAUCAGUUGA